CAAAAACUAACGUGGAGUGCCAAGGAUCUCGAACGCUGGACCGAUUUUAGGACCGCACGUGCUACUCCACUCACUUUUCUGCAGGCCGAUCCCACAUGGCGCAGCAUGGAAACCAUCCCGAACCUCCAUAUGCAGGAGACGAACUGACAUUGCUCAGCGACUAUUUAUCUUCCCUCGAUUCAGAGACCCUGACACAUACGUCACAUAUGACGGAACAACGCUUGUCUCGCUACACACUCGAUGAGGAUGUGGUGCCGCUGCUGGACGAGUUGCAGGCAUGGGUUGAUGAGAAUGCCACCUGGAUUACCGAUCAAGCUAUGGAUGGAUGCAAAAACCUGGAUCUGGCCAACAAGACUACUUUAAAAGAUAUUAAAGCUGCAUGUCAGAGCAAGCUUCCGAUUGAUUUCAGGAAGGGGAUCACAUUGGUGCGCUCUAACUCGACAUCGAAUGGGCUUAGUACCACCGAUUUCACCUUGUUCGUCCCGGUCGGCACUCAACAACAAGGUACAAUCGGUAUCAAAAACCAGUCGGAGAAUAUGGCCAGGUUGGACGUCUUCUACAUCGCUCCGAAUGAAAAGGUCCUCUGGACCCCCGGAGUAGUAGCCCUACUCAUGCAAUGAGAGCAUCCGAAAGCAACCAAUCCGUUGGUGGAUCUAAGAACAGUCCCUGUUCGAAGGUCCAAUCGAUAUUACCAGGAUCGAGUAUGUUAGAGAUGCCUACUUCAAGUCAGUGAGAGAAAACAAUCAUUCCCUCAUAUAAUUACCUUCCCCUUGAGUAGGCUGGUUUCCCUCCAUGAAUCCAUUGCCGAAUUCGGUUGUCCCUCCAGCUAGCCCAUUGUCUGUUUGAAUGGAGUUAUCGUGCCGUCCGAAAAGUCGAUGGCGGAAUUGCGACGGAUAAAGUGGAGAAUUGUCCUGAUGAAGGGACUCGGCACUUGCAUUAGCUGCUGACGAGUUAGUAGUGAGUUGGGACAAUCUGGAACAUUACUUUCCUGAACAGCUUUCCUCGUUCUGUCCUAGCACCUUACUGAUGCUUUGAUCGUAGUUGUUUUGAUACUUUUCAAACGUCUCAUCUAACGAUCUCGCCAAAUC
Eremomyces bilateralis CBS 781.70 is the source of this 1088-nucleotide messenger RNA. RefSeq lists its product as uncharacterized. Lineage: Eukaryota; Fungi; Ascomycota; Dothideomycetes; Eremomycetales; Eremomycetaceae. Bases 96 to 620 code for a protein of 174 amino acids. The transcript has 2 exons. The record is from RefSeq and is a predicted model, not a curated record.